Trypanosoma rangeli is the source of this 1029-nucleotide messenger RNA. Its product is annotated as mitochondrial RNA binding complex 1 subunit. The record is from RefSeq and is a predicted model, not a curated record. NCBI's taxonomy places the organism in Eukaryota, Euglenozoa, Kinetoplastea, Trypanosomatida, Trypanosomatidae. The coding region runs from base 1 to 1029 and encodes 342 amino acids. The transcript has a single exon. Gene Ontology annotation, molecular function: protein binding.
AUGCUACGCGGUAGCCGGCCCCUACUCAAAAAAGGCUGGACGCACAACCCGGGUCGUACCAGACGUGGAGGGAAAAAUCUUGCUUGGCGCCCAAAGAUUUCGGAGCGCGUGCUCGAGCAGUUUGUGCCCCUAAAUCUCGCCUUUCCGCGACGUCACCCGAACUCGUGGCAUGAGCUUCAGUUCAACCUGUUGGGGUACAUCAAGUGGCCGAAGGAGGUUGGCUUUUACAAUGCUGGGGACAACUUUGAGUUGACCCCCGAGGCGAUGUUCCGCCUGUAUCUGAAGAAUCGUGAUGAGGCCUUCUGGACACGACUCCACAAUGAGAAGGUUGUGGUUCAUUUGCUGCCAAAAAUAGAGCAUGACCCAAAAAAAUAUAUGGAGCACGUACACGACAUAUUUCGACAUCACAUUAAAAGAUUUGGGUCUGAUCACUACAUUUACAAUGCCGUGAUGCAGGCCACUGCGUUUGCCAAGGAUCUCCCACGCUGUGAACAGCUCCUUGAAGAAAUGCGCUCCAUUGGUCUCGAGCCUAACGCACAGACAUACGUGAACAUGAUGCUGGCCGUGCGAUUGGCUGGUGCACCGCGUGAAAAGGCGGAAGCCUAUUUUAAGGAGGGUGUGAAGACGGAUGCAUUGAGUGCGGUUAUGCGACUUGAUACAGAAUUUCAGAUGUGGAUGGAUCAACUCGAACGGUUAGGCUCCUUCACAGCAAAGUCAGGCUACCUUUCCGUGAAAGAGGAGGACGCAAAACCAAUGCCCCGCGAUAUGUGGGCGCUUUGGGGAUGGCACCGUAGUGAGCCGAAGUUCAUUAGUCGAAAGCGCAUGAUAGAUGAACAGGUGCGUAAUCGAGUGCGUAGCGGCAGAGAGCUUGUGGGUACGGUCUAUUCAAAGGCCCGUCGUCAGCCAUGGGCAAAGUACAAUGGCAUGUUUCCUUUUGAUUACAAUGGUCCAGCGCGUCGUCGUGGCGUCUCUUUCGAAGACGCUCCCGCUCCCAAGCAUAACAAAGAAAUCUGCGAAACAGCUUUUUAG